AUGGCGCCUUUCAAAGAUGAGCAGAUCCUGCUUGGCCUUCCCGAAUCCCUGACCCCGGCGCGUUUUCGAGUGCGCACAUGCAUGUUUCCCGCCGAAAAGCCUGGUGAAUUCGAACCAAACAAGGUCCGCCGAAAAGAUGUCCCUCCAGCAGAUGGCGAUAGCGAACCCGAGUACGAGGAGGACAUUCUCUCCGAGCAGGGUGCCAUCUGGCCCAUUCAACAAGGCCGAAUUGUCGAUUGGGACUGCUUCUUCGCCUUGAUCGACAAUGUCUAUCGCAACAUCAAUCCUCCCUUCCACACUGCCAUCCUGCUCAUUGCUCAGCCGAUAUGGACCCCCAAGGAACACGAGAAGAUUGCUCAAUUCAUCUUUGAAAAGUUGAAGCCGCCGGCCUUUGGCUUGAUGGACGCUGCUUCGGCCACACUGUACGCCUACGGUGUACCCACUGCCACUAUCGUAGAUGUUGGCUAUGAAAAGGCCGACGUUACCGCCAUCUACGAUUACCUGGUCCACGACACGGGGCGUGCCUUGAGUGUGCCUGAUUGUGGUGGAGAAGCCCUGACAGAGCGCCUCUUCCAACUUCUUUCUUCAAGAGGCUUUUCCAAAGAAGUCUGUGAGCAGUUGAAGAAGAGCUCCAUCUGCGAGAUUCUUGACGGCGAUCUACCCACCGAGACUGCUGCAGCACCUUCUGAUCAACCAUCUAACCCUGCCGCGGCUGCCAGUACUGGUGCAGAAGGCUCAGGUCCUGACCAGCGAACGACGACUGCUGCUCUUGGUGAGACUCCUCUAGGUCCAGGUCCUGGUACUCAAGUUGGCAGCGAGCAGAAGGACGGCGAGGACAACGAAGGCGUGCUUGAUAUAGCCAGCAUUGUCACUGGCGGAAACAUGAACGAGUUCUUGGAACGUAAAGAGAAGGAGAAGGCUGAAAGGCUAGCGGCAAAGAAGAAAGGCACAGAAGCUGGUCCGGUUGGCGCAAAGCCUGUCAGGCUCCCCAACUCAAAGAGAGUCAAAAACACCUUUAUAUACGAGGAUCACGUAUUGCGUGAUGCCAUGAAGCAACAAAACUUCAGCGACAAGCAAAUCGCAGACAUGCAGGCUGCUGUUGACGUUGGCCCUGCAAAGAAGAACGACGUGGAGGCCGGUGACGCAGAUCGCCCUACGACCGACGGUACCCAGGACGAGCAACAGUCACACGGUGGAGCAAUUCGUCGGGAAGCAGAGGUUGGCAUCGAGCGAUUCCAAGCUGCUAGCGGAGGCGUACUCGAUAGACUGGCCGAUGUCAUAUAUCGCACUGUUUCCUCGGUAGAGGAAGUGGGCAAGAGAAGCGAGCUGUGGGAUUCUCUUAUCAUUGUCGGUAAUGGAUCAAAGGUUCGCGGAUUCAAGGAAGCUCUCUUGAACACGCUACAGACCAAGUACUUGAUCUCCCCGUCAUCAGCCACUAUCUUCACAUCAGAGCUCCCAUCCAACCUCUCGACGCCAAUGGCAACCGGUGCCAACACUCCCCAGCCAUCAAUACCCCCACACUUGAGCUCUGGAGUCAACCCACUUUUGUAUGCUGCAACUACGGCACAAAAUCCCCAGCUGAAUCCCAUGAAUGGUGGCAUGCCCGGUGCACACAUGCCUCACAGCUUGCACACCUCACAUGCGCAAUCGCCUACGAGUGUGAAACUCGCCAAGAUGCCAGAGUACUUCCCCGAAUGGAAAGAUGCGGGUUACGAAGAAGCAGUGUUCCUCGGUGCUCAAGUGGCUGCUAAGGUGCUUUUCAUGGUAGAUCAAGGGUUGAGCAAGGGAUAUAUGACGAGGACAGAUUACAACGAACAGGGACCUCAGGGAAUUCAUGAUUGUAGCAUGUAA
Messenger RNA from Aureobasidium musti, 1851 nucleotides. Lineage: Eukaryota; Fungi; Ascomycota; Dothideomycetes; Dothideales; Saccotheciaceae. The record is from the annotation of a GenBank genome assembly.